AGAAUGGCGGUCUGUUAUGCAAUUUAUUAAGUUUUUAUUGAAAUAUUCAUCUGGUUCCUUGUCCAAGAGAAUAUGUUUUGAUUGCAAUGAUUUAGAUAAAGAAGACAAUUUGAUUUUCAGUGAUGACUUAGAUCUAAAUGAAAUGAGAAAUAAUCGCCAUAGUUUUGCACACUGAAAAUGGGUCGCUUUUGAAUAAUGAACAUUCUGAUCAUUCUGAUUCAACUAAAACAAAUGCAGUACUAAAAUAGUUGAAAUGCCCAUACAGGUCUUUUAUGUACUUUGCUAGAGCAUUUUUCUGAUAGAACGUCAGGGAUGUAAUUUGUGUUCCAAAAAAUAAAUAUUUUAAAAGCAUAUACAAAAAUGUAGAUACCUAUUGUUAUUCAACUGUACUUGGGAAGGACUGGAGAGAUAUUGCCUCUAGACCUGUAAACGAUUUGACAGCCAGUUGGCGAGCAUAAACCAUUUCACAUUUGCUCGUGUGAGGCAUUACAAUUGGUAAGCAAUUAAUUGUUAAAGCAUCCUUUGAAACAUAGGAACUCAUUUUGGUACAUACAUACUUCAUACAUAUGUAUUUCAUGCAUGCAUGUUGGAUUAUUCAUAGGUGUCUGAUAAUGAAAUAAUGUAAAUAUAAAUAAUACAAAUAACAAAGUGUUGGCUCAAUUUAAUAAUAAAAGGAGAAACAGUAAAGGUGCAAGAGCUGAGCUAUGUGGUUUACAUCUUUGGUAUUAACUGUUGUAGUCUUGCUCCAUACAUCUCUUGGUCAAGAGUGUGGGACGUAUGUCAGGGUGUCUGACCAGAAGUACGUCUGUCUGACCAAUCCAUAUGAACUAUAUUACUGUGGGGCUGGACGCGCCAUACCUUCCUGGUACAGCAAUGGUCCUUCGAACCCGUGUGUAUGUAGGGUUGUCCCGCUGCCGAUAUUACGCACCAUUUGCCCAUAUCCCCCUGGCGAGGUACCAGAAACUACGGAACCAACAGCUCAACCUCCGUUCCUCGUACCAGCCCUGGGAACAAUAGGUGAUUUAGGAUGUCCCGAUCCGUUUUCCAGUUACAAAAAUGUAAAGCGCCAACUGAGUACACGCCACAGCCUACCACUGACAGGGUACCUAGGCUUCCUCACCCCCGAGGACGAGUGUAAGUUCCACUGUCUCUCGGUGGGAACAUGUGCCGCGGCGAUGUACGACAGGGCCAAACAAGUAUGUCUAGGAUUCACCUCACAAGCAAAGCAAGACGAGAAGCGAUCAGACGUUUGCUGCGAGUACUGGGAAAAACAAUGUUGUACCGCUGAUUUUGAAAUCCCUAAGGCUGGUUCUGGUGGGAGCCGUAAACCUGGAGGUGAAUCAACGACUACUGUGUCAUCUCAAGGAGCUCAGCUGCCUAAUACACCCGGAGCACAAAUCGCAGGAACGCCUGGAGCACAAUUCCCUGGAACUCCAAGGGCGCAACUUCCAGGUACGCCAGGAGCCCAACUUCCAGGUACGCCAGGAGCACAAUUUCAAGGUUCACCGAGAGCCAAGCAAUCGGAUACUUCGGGAGCAGCACGUCUAUUUCCUACAGGACCUCCACUAACAAGAACGAAACCUACUACAGGCGUUCAACCAAGAACAACCCCGCGUCCUGUUUUGGGUAUAGCAGCAUUCUCAUCAGGUCUCCUGCUACAAGGCUAUUCCCAGAGUGGGGGGAGAUUGUUCAACAACAUUGCCCCUAUGACGGGUGAAAUGUGCCUCGACGCCUGUAAAAACAGCAUUGACUGUGAGGCCGUAGACUAUCAGCAAACCUUCCAAGAGUGUUGGAUACACGAGAAAACAUCAUGCACAUCACAUGGUCCUUCCCAGGAAAAGUCCACUAUACAUUGGAAGCGGCUCAUAACAUUCUGUCCAUAACAUUUUUGUCAUUUUCGCACAUACCCUUGGGUUAUAAAACGAUGGCAAACAGUUUAGAAUUGUCGAAGUAAUAUGUUUGUAAUUGAAACUUCGAGCUUGUAGUACUUGUGUUAAGUACUUUAAAAUCGGGACCAAGAUUUAUAAGUGCGGUGACGUCUAUAACAAAUGGCAGGUGGUGACAUUUUGCAUGUUGGUGCCUUGUCUAUAAAUACGAUUAUCAUUUUUGUUGGAAGAAUUUACACAUUUUCCCCUCAUUUUGGCACUUCGAAUCUUUAAUAACUCCACCAAUUUAUAACAUAUCGUGGAUCUUUUGGAAGCUAUCAAA
This is a messenger RNA of Owenia fusiformis, 2208 nucleotides long. Lineage: Eukaryota; Metazoa; Annelida; Polychaeta; Sabellida; Oweniidae. The record is from the annotation of a GenBank genome assembly.